AUGGGACUUGAAACAACUAGGGAUGCUGCCAAAAAUACCCCACCUUCCAUGACCUCUAAACCGCCCAAGCAGAAAGAAGCCAGAUGUGGGCCAGACAGAGCCCCAAGUGGAACAAAAAUAGCCCAGGAGGUGGCUAACAGUGGCAAACUCCAGAGCCAAUCCAAAGCUGCCUGUCUAACUGCAGCCAUGACAUUUGACCCCAGAAUAAAGGAUGCUGGGAAGCUGGAUCCAGAGGAAAGGAUGCAGGUACUAGAGGAGAUGAGGCAGGCCAGUGUGCUGGUGUUGACCAUGGUGUACCAGGAUGGAACCACACAGUUAAACCCAGAACAGAAGCGGACUCCACCAGUGUGUGGCCUGCUGGUUCUGUUCAAGAGGGAUCUGGACUGCAGCACACCAGAGGACUCACUGGGACUGAACGACAGCCUGGUCUACUUAAAACUGGAACACACACCUGCAUGGGCCCAGCAAAACACACACCGGGAGCUUUUUAUUAGAGAGAUGCUACUGCAGAUACUAUCAAGCUGUCAGUUGUCUCAGCUGGUUUGCUAUAAAGCUAAAGACCUACUCCGUACUACUCUGCAGUUCUACAGACGACACCUCAACUGGAAACAAGUGGCAGGCUGUCGUAUCCAGGACCCCCAGGUGUCAGGGUGGCUGCUGGACCCUACAGACACUGCCUCCAGCUACCAGGACCUUCUUGCCAAACACUACAGAAGACCCUCUAUAACACCUGCCCCGGGUACCAAGAGGGUUUCUCAGGUCAUCUCAAAUCUCUGUCUGCUGUACUGGCUUAAUGUGGAGCUGUGCUGUAAACUACAGAGACAGGGGCUGUGGGAGCUUUACUCAAACAUGGAGCUGCACAUGAUCCCUGCUCUGGCAGCAAUGGAGAGCCAUCACAUCCAUGUGGACAAAGAGGCUCUCAAGAGAACUUCAGACAUGCUUGGGACUAAGAUGAAGCAGUUGGAGCAGGAGGCUCACCAGGCAGCAGGACAAAUAUUUUUGGUCUCCAGCAGCACCCAACUACGAACAGUUCUGUUUGAGAAGCUUCGCCUCCAUGAGCGCUGUGAGAACAAGAAGCUUCCCAAGACCAUCAACAAACAACAGCAGUCAACAUCAGAGGCUGCACUGUUGCAGCUUCAGGACCUUCACCCUCUGCCAAAGAUCAUUCUGGAGUACAGACAGGUUCACAAGAUCAAAUCCACUUUUGUUGAUGGAAUUCUCUCUUGCAUGACGAGCAAGAACUACAUCUCCUCUACAUGGUGCCAGACCAGUGUGGUGACAGGCAGAAUUUCAGCCAAACACCCAAACUUCCAGGCGCUCCCAAGACAACCGGUCCAAAUCAUUAAGAAGCAGUAUGUCCAAGGAAAGGAGGAGGAGGUGGUGACAGUUCAUCCUCGGGCCAUGUUCAUUCCUCAGGAAGGUUGGACAUUCCUUGCGGCAGACUUCUGCCAGGUGGAGCUGCGUCUGCUGGCUCACCUCUCCUGUGACCCUGAGCUGCUCCGCAUUUUCACCAACCCGCAGGCCGACGUCUUCACCAUGCUGGCCUCUCAGUGGAAGGGUGUGAGUGAGGGAGAAGUGACCUCUGAGGAGAGAGAACACGCCAAACGCAUUGUCUACUCUGUUGUGUAUGGGGCCGGUCGUGAACGUCUGUCAGGGAUCCUCGGGGUGAGCGCUGAGCAGGCCAGUCAAUUCCAGGACAGCUUCCUUCAGACCUACAAAGAAGUCCAGACCUUCAUACAGAGCACCAUCCAGCAGUGCCACAAACAAGGUCACGUUCUGUCCAUCAUGGGUCGCCGCCGGAGCCUUCCCAACAUCCACUCCGCAGACUGGGGCAUCCGUAUGCAGGCUGAGAGACAGGCUGUUAACUUUGUGGUCCAAGGUUCUGCUGCUGAUCUCUGUAAGAUGGCCAUGAUCAGAAUCUUCAGCCAGGUCUCUUCCUCCAGCUCGCUUUCUGCCAGGCUGAUAGCCCAGCUCCAUGAUGAGCUGCUGUAUGAAGUGGAAGACUCGCAGUUGGAAGAGUUUGCAGCUGUGGUGAAGAACACUAUGGAGUCCCUGCAGCACAUAGACUCUCUAGGAGUCCAUCUCAAGGUUCCGCUGAAGGUGGCUCUCUCCAGUGGCAAGUCCUGGGGCUCCAUGUCUGAGCUUAACAUCCCUCCAACGUCUCCCUGUGCCUCUCCUCUUUGA
Myripristis murdjan (pinecone soldierfish) is the source of this 2184-nucleotide messenger RNA. RefSeq names its product polymerase (DNA directed) nu (gene poln). Gene Ontology annotation, biological process: double-strand break repair; DNA-templated DNA replication. The transcript has 22 exons. Gene Ontology annotation, molecular function: DNA-directed DNA polymerase activity; DNA binding. NCBI's taxonomy places the organism in Eukaryota, Metazoa, Chordata, Actinopteri, Holocentriformes, Holocentridae. Bases 1 to 2184 code for a protein of 727 amino acids. The record is from RefSeq and is a predicted model, not a curated record.